Mobula hypostoma (lesser devil ray) is the source of this 9189-nucleotide messenger RNA. It is a transcript of the gene tmem45b, whose product is annotated as transmembrane protein 45B. The transcript is spliced from 6 exons. Bases 173 to 991 code for a protein of 272 amino acids. The record is from RefSeq and is a predicted model, not a curated record. NCBI's taxonomy places the organism in Eukaryota, Metazoa, Chordata, Chondrichthyes, Myliobatiformes, Myliobatidae.
AGACAAUCCACAGAAGUUCAAUAAACUCUUGAGCUUGCUGUGUGGAAGCUGACCUGGACUGUACCUCCGCCACGGCCUGCACAGGAUCUGACACAGGAAUGUGAGCCUCUGGUUAUUGAACCACACAUAGUAGUAAACUUCGCAAUCUCUCCGGUCUCGACUGCAGUCACUGAUGGCAAACUUCAAAGGGCAUGCUCUUCCUGGCAGCUUCUUCCUGCUCUUUGGCUUGUGGUGGUCAGUGAAGUAUCCACUCAAGUUCUUAGCAAAAAAUGGCAAGUCCUCCAGGCUGUUCUUUGACCGAGUGGAACUCAUUGAGGGGGUGGUGAAGACCAUUUUCUCAUUUGUGGGAAUUCUAGCUGAGCAGUUUGUCCCGGAUGGGCCCCAUCUGCACCUGCUGAGCCAGGACCGACAAUCCUGGGUCAAGCUAAUGAACUGGCAGCACAGCACCAUGUACCUGUUCUUUGGCAUCUCCGGGAUUGUUGAUAUCCUCACAUACUCCUCAGUCAGGAUCCCAGUGGGCGUUGACCGCCUGAUGCUGUCGCUAGCAGUGUUCAUGGAAGGUUUCCUGUUUUACUUCCACGUUCAUAACCGGCCUCCCCUGGACAUGCACAUCCACUCACUUAUGCUGACCGCCGUGUUUGGAGGUUCUUUUAUCAUAAUGAUGGAGGUUUUCCUGCGAGAUAACAUUGUGCUCGAGCUGUUCAGGACCAGCCUGGCAAUCCUGCAGGGAACUUGGUUCUGGCAGAUCGGCUUUGUACUCUACCCUCCCAAUGGCGGGCCCGAGUGGAAUUUAAAUGACCAUGGGAACUUGAUGUUCAUCACACUGUGUUUCUGCUGGCAUUUUGCAGUCGCCAUUUCUAUUGUCGCAAUUAGCUACACCCUGAUAUACGGGUUUAUAAAAAUCAGAUCGAAGAGAGACGGUGCUUCAGAGAUGGAACUGCGGGGCAAGUCGGAGAAGUACCGAUUGUUGAGCAGUUCUGACGUAGAAUGACAUGACCAGCAGCUCCUGCGCUUCCCUCUAUUCACACUGACAAGUUGAUGAUUUCUGUCUAAUUUUUUUUCAAUUGUGAAUGUUGUUUGUUCCCUUGAUCCCUUUGAAUCACUGUUUGUAUUGGUGGAACAGGAGUGAGUGGCAGGGAAUAUCUUUUGUGAAACGACGCUGGUCAUGGGAAUCUGAAUUGUCUCCUAUUUUCACAGACCCACCAGAACUCACAGAUUAGGUUCGUGCCUAAAGCAAAUUCUUCACCCAAGUGCAGCAGGGAACAGGCAGGUUGUGGAUAGGAGCUAUCUCUUUUGAUGGAAUCCGGGGAAUAAUUUUAGUGCGGGAAAGUAAUAUCAGAAUGUUCAGUGCAGAGAUCUUUUUGUUUCAUCUGACAAUCUACAGUACAUGCUUCAGUGUUAUCAACUGAAACUGCUUUGAAUACCAACCGAUCUUGAUCAGUCUCAGACUGUAGUGGUUUCGAUAGCCCAUCCUCCACCAACUGAUCUGCCUCUCAUCCUCAACGAUACGUCCCCUUUCCCUGCAAUAAACAACGUGCAUUUUUAACAAAAUUGACAGGAACUCUUAAUCUCAUUUCAGGUUGAUUUUGUUGCAUCUAUUUGGAGGAGGACAGGCACACAUACAAAACCUUUCAGAGUCUCAUAACAUCCCGGAGCACAAUAACUGGUUUAGUAUGUAUGGUCAGGGAGAGCAGGAGCUACAGAGUGCCCCACACGCACCAGAUGGCAACACCCACUGCGCUGAAGGAACUCAGCAGGUCAGGCAGCAUCUAUGGAGGGAAACACACAUUUUGGAUUGUGCCCUGUCCUCUGGAAAGACAGUGGUUAUGUUGUUGGUGAUACGUUCUAUGUUCUAUUGUAGGCAGAAAGGAUUAGUUUAGUUGCAUGUUUUGUCCUUCUAGCUGUCCCUCAGUUCUGCUAACAAUUUACCCAGUGUUGAAUUCCAUUCAUUUCCAAAGGCUUACACUGUACGUCUUCCCUUUGGUGAAGCAAACACAAACUAUGAAAAUUAUUUCCAGAUGUGCAGCUUGCAGAUCCUUGAUAUCUUUCAUCCUCCCUCCGAGCUUGCUGAUCUGUUGAUCUCCCUCCUGGUAUUUAUCCCUGCAACCUGCUCCCUCACCUCCUCCAUUCAGGGCCCCAAACAGUCCCUCCAGGUGCAGCAACACUUCACCUGCGAGUCCGUCGGGGUCGUCUAUUAUGCCCGGUGCUGCUGGUGCGGCCUUGUCUACAUCAGCGAGACCCAGCGUGGAUCGUGGGAACCGCUUCGGCCAGACCCUUAGUUCUGUCUGCCACAACAGGUGGGAUUUCUCAGUGGCCACACAUCUUACUUCUACCUCCCAUUCCCAUUCUGACAUGGGCUCCUCUAUGGCCACAAUGAACACCUCAUAUUAUCAUGGUCCGGUCCAUGAAGUCCACAUUCCGAUUCACAGAUUGGUCCAUCGAUCCUUAUUCCAGGUUUUCCGGUUUUCCCUUGUUCUGUUGGUGCCUUAAUUGAGGCAACCUCUGCCUGAAGCCUUGGUCUGAAGCCUUUUCCUGCAACCUCGCCAGUGUUCUCGCCUGUAUUGCUGUCAAGUUCUACCGCCAGAGCAAGACCGGAGCCUUGCUGUGUCUAGAUAAGGCACUGUCUAUCGUUGUUUGGAUCUGUCCCUGUGUCCACGCCUUCGCUAGGUAGGUCCGGCUGUUCGCCGCUACCUUGUGUUAAGAACUGUCUCUCUGUGUUCUAUGUAUGAGUCCUGGCCCUACGUCCUGUUCCCAAGGAGGGGUCCCGGCUCUGUGUUCCAUGUUCCUGUCUCUCAAGACCAAGGCUCUGGGUUCUGCGUUCUUGUCUCCCAAGACCAAGUCCCUGUGUUCCAGUUCUGCCAAGACCAAGUCAAGGCUUUGGGUUCUCAUCCAGUCCUGUAGCCACGCCAUGUCCUGUAGUCACUUCUUGUCCUCGCCUAGAUCCGGGGUCCGAGCCAGAGCCAAGACCAAGGUUCUGAGUCCCUGUCCAGUCUCUGGCUUGGAGUCCUAGCCCAGGCUCCUAUUUCCAAUUUUCUUGUCCUGGUGCCACUUCCCUAGUCAAGUCCUAGCCCAGGCCCUGUAUCCUAGUCUCGUCCAGGGCCUCUGUCAAUGUCCAGCGUCGUUUCUUCCUCACUUCCCUUGCUUUCUUGACACACCGAGUCCUGUUCCUUGUACUUCAGUGUCUGUGUCUUGCAUUUGGGGUCUGCUCCUAGCGCACCCCCCCGCCAUAUGACAGAUAUUCCUUCUGGGUAGCCUCCAACCUGAUGACAUGAAUAUCGGUUUCUCUAACUUCUGGUAAUUUCUCCCACCUCCACCUUCUCUCUUUUUCCAUUCCCCAUUCUGGCUCCUCUCCUCUCCUCACCUGCCUAUCACCUCCCUCUCGUGUCCCCCCGCUUCGCUUUCUCCCGUGGUCCCCUGCCUCUCCUAUCAGAUUCCUUCUUCUUCAAUCCUUCUCCUUUUUCACCAAUCACCUCCCAGCUCCUCACUUCAUCCCCCUUCCCCCACACACCCGACUUCCCUCUCACCUGCCAGCUUGUAGGCUAUUGCAGAGCAUAAACAGCAGCUGUGACAAGCUGAAGUAAAAAGCCUGUGACUGUAUGCACUCACCUUGUAUUACCAAGACCCAAGGUCACUUCUCUUUCCAUGGUAUGCGCUCCGUGUUCAGGGCGGGGCUGGUUCAAACGUAUACUUCAAAAUGGCAUUCCUUUGCGAUGAGACAUUACCAGCCUGAAAGUGAUGGCAACGGAGCCUGUCUGACCAGUUUGAGCAGAGGAACCUGUUCCUGUCCUGGACGUUUCUGUUGUUGAUCGUUAACCAGGGAGAGUGCACCCUCAAUACAUCCCAAGGUUACACAUCAAUCUUGAUUAAAUGUCAGUGUGGUACGACAGAUGCUGUUUUCAGAGAGGAACACUCAGAGGAUCUACUCAAGCCCGAAAAGGCUUAACAUGAUAUCUUUCCUGCUAAGAUGAUACCAAUAAAGGUCACGCCAAUGAUCUUACAUCAGAAACUGGGAAUAGUUAGAAUCAGAACAAAUUUUAAUUGCGAAGGGAGGGGAAAGGACAGAGAGAACAAAUGAGCAAAUAUGAAAGGGUGGGGCAGAGGACAGACUGUGGUAUUGAUGCUGGGAGGAGCAAAAUGAAAUCUUAACCACGAGGAGAGGAAAAUAAAAUAUAGUUUGCUGGAACGUGGAGUACAGAGUGAUGUACAAAUGCUGGAGGGAAAUGGACAGUUGACAUUGCAAGUCAAAACCUUUCAUCUGGUCUGGAAGAAAGAGUUUGUAGUUUAAAGUUCUUUUAUUAUCAAAGUAUGUAUACUGUAUACCACCUUGAGAUUCGUCUUCUAACAGGCAGCCACAAAAUAACGAGAGCAAAUAGAACCUAUUAAAAAGAAACUGUCGAACACCCGAUCUGCAGAGGAAAAAAAAACAAAUUGUGCAAACAAUAAAAGUAAGCAAAUAACAUUCAGAACUGAAGUUCAUCAAAGUGAGUCCACAGCCACGAAGCCAGUCAUCACUACAGCCAAUUCAGGAGCCCGUUAGUUGCAGGCCACAGCCUCAGUUCAGCUCAGAGACCAGAAAACCUCACCAAUCAGUGAGCUGACCACCGUCCCGUCCUUCUCCUCCGGCCCUGACACCCUGGCCUUUCCAAUCUGGCCUGGCGCGUAAAUCAGCCAAUCAGCAGGUUGCUCCUCGCUCUCAGACCAGGGCCCUGCCGAUUUGAAACAAUCUCGGGCCCAGGCCCCACUACCUCAGUUUGGCCCAUACCCGACCUUUCCAAUCUGGCGCGGCACUUAAAUAGGUCAAUCAUCAGUUUGUUCCUCGCUCUCAGGCCCCGGUGCUGCUGCCUCAACUCUGCCUUGCCUCGGGUUCUGCCGUUUUGAAUCACCUCCAAGUCCGCUCCAGCAGCCAAGCAUUGGCUCUCAGGCCUGGGCCUUGCCACCUCAAUUCAACCUGUACACGCAACGCCACAACCGUCCCACACUUUCUAGACUUCAAUUCACGCUGCAAAGGUGUCAGGUCAUACAGGUGGUUCAAAAGCUCAACUCCGAAAGGGAAGUUACGGGUUACUGAUUGCAGUGAUAAUUUUUAAGAAAAAGUGUGAUUAAUAAAGUAGUUAGUAGUUUUAUUUGCUGACAGCAAGUCAUCACAGUGUUUCACCAGUGCCAUCUUAAACCGGAAGAGGGAAAGAGGGGAGAUAUACAGUAUAAAAGGGUGGAGGAAGAGUUGCAGUUUAUGGGUGUAUCCAGGCGAGGGGGAAGGGUUGAUAGGCAGGCAAUGUAAGAAGCUGGGAGGUGAUAGACUGAAGUGACAAAGGUCUGAAGAAGACAGAAUCCAACAGGAGAGAACGGUGGACAGUGGAAUGAAGGCGAGGAGGUGAGGACAGGGGCAGAGGGAGGAGUGUGUGGGUGAUGAGAAGAUGGAGAGUGCAGGGAAGGGGAAAGGGCAGGAGUGAUGGGGCUACUGCGAUAAUUUCCCUCCUUAGAUGGUGCCUGACCUGCUGAGUACCUGCAGCAUUUUGUGUGUUGCUCCAGAUUUCCAGCAUCUGCAGUCUACGUGGAGUAUAGAACUGGCACUGCUCAUUGUCUGAGAUAAACUAUAGCCGCUGGGAACCUCAAAUAAAUACAGAAAGUUCUGGUAACCAUCAGUGGGUCAGGCUGGAUCUAUGGAAAGAGAAAUUAAGUUAAUGUUUCAGAUCAAAGAUGAAAGGCCAAUAAUCUGAAAUGUUAAGUCUGCCUGUCUUCCCAAAUUCCACUUGAAUUUGUUCUCAUUGUAGAACAAAUUCAUCUACAACACGUCAAAUUCAUCUAUAACAGGAGCUGUUCCUAAGGUUCACGCUAAUUUCUCUUUGGACACGGUGCAGGAGCAUUGAGUGGAAAAAAAGUGGGAAUGGAGAAUUACAGUAAGAGAAGGCUGGAGGGUCAACAUUGCCCUCAUGGGCUGAAGAAAGCUGCUCGGCAAAACAGUCACCAGAUUUGUGCUGGGAUUUCAGAGCAGAGCAGGUCACUAAGCAGAAGAACAGUCAUCCGGCCUCAACCCUGGGACAGACUUUCCUCUUAAUUAAAGGGGAGGGCUAGUGUAAUAAGUGUAGAGUUAAGUUUAAAAAAAGGAAAUUUGGAAAUCAGACAGAUACGAUUCAUUAUUGAUAGGGAAAAUCAAGGGAUUUUUGUGACUACAUGAAAAGAAAGAUGAUGAUAAAGGAAGAGUCACAUCUCUGAGUAUGAAAGGGCUGUCGAUGGGUGAAUGUAGCUCUAAAUGAAUAGCUGGUGCCUGCUGUCACAUUGAAUAGGGCCUUCGGGUUUAAAAAUCUCAUUUGUUUCCAAGUCACCUUCUGUUAAUCUGCAGACCCAUCAUGUGUAGUUGCCUCUGCCCUGUCAGUUCUGGCCUCCUGCUGCUGCACGAGGUCUCACCAGCAGAUGAUCUGAUGCAGGAGUUACAUUGGGCAGGGUUACAGAUGAGAAAAUUCAUUAUUUUAGUGAUAAGACCAUAAGACCAUAAAAUAUCAGAGCAGAAUUAGACCAUUUGGUCUAUUGAGUCUGCUUUGCCAAUUCAUCACGGCUGUUCCAUUUGCCCUCUCAACAUCGCUCUCUUGCCUUCGCGCCGUAACCUUUCACACAAUGACGAAACAACAAACUAACAACCUCUGCCUUAAAUAUACCCAAUAACCUGGCCUCCACAGCCACCUGUGGUGAUGAAUUCCACAGAUUCAUCCCUCUCUGGCUAAAGAAAUUCCUCCUCAACUCCAUUCUAAAUUAACGUCUCUCUAAUCGGAGGCUGUGCCUUCUGGUCCUAGACUCCCCCACCACAGGAAACAUUCCCUCCACAUCCACUCUCUCCCUUUCAGCCUUUGAUAGGCUUAAAUGAGAUUCCGCCCACCCCCACCACCCCACCAUUCUUCUAAACUCCUGCAAUUACAGGCCCAGAGCCAUCAAAGCCUCUUCAUAUGAUAACCAUUUCAUUCCUGGAAUGAUUCUCGUGAACCUUCUUUGAACCGUCUCCAAUAUCAGUACAUCCUUUCUUAGACAAGGGGUCCAAAACUGUUCACAAUACUCCAAGUGAGGUCUGACCAAUGUCUUAUAAAGCCUCAGCAUCACAUCCUUGCUUUUACAUUCUAGUCCUCUUGAAAUGAAUGCUAACAUCGCAUUUGCCCUCCUUACCACUAACUCAACCUGAAAAUUAACCUUUAGGGAAUCCUGCACAAGAACUCCCAAGUCCCUUUGCACCUCAGAUUUUUGAAUUUUCUGCCUGUCUAGAAAAUAGUCUACAUUUCUACCAAAAUGCAUGACCCAUUCACUUCCCAACAUGGUAUUCCAUCUGUUAAUUCUUUGCCGAUUCUCCUAAUCUGUCUAAGUCCUUCUGCAGCCUCCCUGCUUCCUCAACACUACCUGUCCCUCCACCUAUCUUCGUAUCAAAGCCAUCAAUUCUGUCUCCAAAUCACGCCUCAUUGACAUAAAAUGCAAAAAGAAUUAGUCACCAGCAGCCAGCCAGAAAAGGCUCCCUUUAUUCCCACUCUUUGCCUCCUGCCAAUCAGCCACUGCUUUAUCCAUGCUAGAAUCUUUCCUGUAAUAUCAUGGGCUCAUAGCUUGUUAAGCAGCCUCGUGUGUGGCACCUUGUCAAAGCCCCGCUGAAAAUCCAAGUACACAACAUCCACUGAUUCUCCUUUGUCUAUCUUGCUUGUUAUUUCUUCAAAAGAAUUCCAACAGGUUUAUCAGGCAAGAUUUCCUCCUUAAGGAAACCAUGCUGACUUUGACCUAUUUUAUCAUGUGCCUCCAAGUACCCCAAAACUUCAUCCUUAACAAUCGACUCCAACACCUUCCCAACCACUGAAGUCAGCCUAACUAGCCUAUGAUUUCCUUUCUUUUGCCCCCUCCCUUCUUGAAGAGUGUAGUUAUGUUUGCAAUUUUCCAGUCUUCCAGAACCAUUUCAGAAUGUAGUGAUUUUUGAAAGAUCACUACUAAUGCCUCCACAAUCUCUUCAGCCACCUCUUUCAGAACUCUGGGGUGUAUGCUAUCUGAUCCAGGUGACUUAUCUACCUUCAGAUCUUUCACUUUCCCAAGCACCUUUCCCCUUGUAAUAGCAACUGCACUCACUUCUGCUUGAACUUCCAUCAUAUUGCUGGUGUCAUCCACAGUGAAAUUGGAUGCAAAAUACUUAUUCAGUUUGGCUGCCAUUUUGCUGUCCCCUAUUAGUACCUCUCCAGCAUUUUUUUCCAGCGGUCCGAUAUCCACUCUUGCCUCUCUUUUACACUUCAUGUAUCUGAAAAAACUUUUCAUACCCCUUUCAUAUUAUUGGCUAGCUUACUAUUGUAUUCCAUCUUUUCCUUCUCAAUGACUUUUUAGUUGCCUUCUGUUGGUUUAUAAAAGCAUCCUAAUCCUAUAACCAUAUAACCAUAUAACAAUUACUGCAUGGAAACAGGCCAUCUCGGCCCUUCUAGUCCGUGCCGAACUCCUACUCUCACCUAGUCCCACCGACCGGCACUCGGUCCAUAACCCUCCAUUCCCUUCCUGUCCAUAUAUCUAUCCAAAUUAACUUUAAACGACAACAUCGAACCUGCCUCAACCACUUCUGCUGGAAGCUCGUUCCACACAGUUACCACUCUCUGAGUAAAGAAGUUCCCCCUCAUGUUACCCCUAAACUUUGGUCCUUUAACUCUCAACUCAUGUCCUCUUGUUUGAAUCUCCCCCACUUUCAAUGGAAAAAGCCUAUCCACGUCAACUCUUAUCAAUCCCCCUCAUAAUUUUAAAUACCUCUAUCAAGUCCCCCCUCAACCUUCUAUGCUCCAAAGAAUAAAGACCCAACUUGUUCAACCUUUCUCUGUAACUUAGGAGAUGAAACCCAGGUAACAUUCUAGUAAGUCUUCCCUGUACUCUCUCAAUUUUAUUGACAUCUUUCCUAUAAUUCGGUAACCAGAAUUGUACACAAUACUCCAAAUUUGGCCUUACCAAUGCCUUGUACAAUUUCAACAUUACAUCCCAACUCCUAUACUUAAUGCUCUGAUUAAUAAAGGCCAGUAUAUCAAAAGCUUUCUUCACCACCUUAUCCACAUGAGAUUCCACCUUCAGGGAACUAUGCACCAUUAUUCCUAGAUCCCUCUGUUCUACAGCAUUCUUCAAUGCCCUACCAUUUACCAUGUAUGUCCUAUUUUGAUUAGUCCUACCAAAAUGUAGCACCUCACAUUUUUCAGCAUUAAACUC